Setaria italica (foxtail millet) is the source of this 1868-nucleotide messenger RNA. RefSeq names its product amino-acid permease BAT1 homolog. Lineage: Eukaryota; Viridiplantae; Streptophyta; Magnoliopsida; Poales; Poaceae. Gene Ontology annotation, molecular function: L-alanine transmembrane transporter activity; L-glutamate transmembrane transporter activity; L-lysine transmembrane transporter activity. The coding region runs from base 95 to 1654 and encodes 519 amino acids. Gene Ontology annotation, cellular component: membrane. The record is from RefSeq and is a predicted model, not a curated record. Gene Ontology annotation, biological process: gamma-aminobutyric acid transport; transmembrane transport. The transcript has 8 exons.
CCAAGCGUCUCCCCGCCGGCACCUCUCGCCAGUCGCCCACCGCACAGCUCCACCUCGCUGACCACACGGUGCAAGCUGCCCACGGCGCGGCGCCAUGACCUGGAACAAUCCCCCACCCGCCGCCGCCGCCGCCGACGCCCCCGGCACCGACCACGGCCGCCUGCGCGAGCUCGGAUACAAGCAGGAGCUCAAGCGCCACCUCUCGGUGCUGUCCAACUUCUCCAUCUCCUUCUCCGUCAUCUCGGUGCUGACGGGGGUCACCACGCUCUACAACACCGGCCUCACCUUCGGCGGCCCCGCCACCAUGACGCUCGGCUGGUUCGUCGCCGGUGCCUUCACCAUGGCCGUCGGGCUCUCCAUGGCCGAGAUCUGCUCCGCCUUCCCCACCUCCGGCGGCCUCUACUAUUGGAGCGCGCGCCUCUCCGGCGACCGUUGGGCGCCGUUCGCCGCCUGGAUCACCGGAUGGUUCAACAUUGUGGGGCAGUGGGCAGGCACAGCCAGUAUCGACUUCUCUCUAGCGCAGUUGAUUCAAGUGAUCAUCCUGUUGAGUACCGGUGGUAACAAUGGUGGAGGGUACCUGGCAUCCAAGUAUGUUGUCUUCGCCUUCCAUGCUGUAAUUCUGCUGAGCCAUGCCAUCGUCAACAGCCUCUCUAUCACUUGGCUAUCUUUCUUUGGGCAGUUGGCUGCUGUUUGGAAUAUGCUAGGUGUCUUUGCCCUGGCGAUCGCUGUACCAGUUGUUGCUACUGAGAGGACCAGUGCAAAAUUUGUGUUCACCCAUUUCAACAACGAUAACAGUGCUGGAAUUCACAAUAACCUCUACAUCUUUGUUCUGGGGCUCCUUAUGAGCCAAUACACACUGUCAGGAUACGACGCGUCUGCACAUAUGACCGAAGAAACAAAAAAUGCAGACAGGAAUGGCCCGAUUGGUAUAAUCAGCGCGAUUGGUAUAUCGAUAAUAGUUGGCUGGGGCUACAUAAUUGGCAUCACGUUUGCAGUGAAGGACAUUCCCUACCUCCUGAACCCUGACAAUGAUGCGGGAGGUUAUGCGAUUGCUGAAGUGUUCUACCUUGCCUUCAAAAGCCGGUAUGGGAAUGGUGUUGGAGGAAUCAUUUGCCUGUGGAUUGUUGCCAUCGCCAUAUACUUCUGUGGCAUGAGCUCAAUGACUAGCAACUCGAGGAUGACUUAUGCGUUCUCAAGAGAUGGGGCAAUGCCACUUUCAUCCCUCUGGCAUAAAGUUAACAAGCAAGAAGUGCCGAUAAACGCUGUCUGGUUCUCAGCUUUCAUUUCCCUUUGCAUGGCAUUGCCGUCUCUGGGUAGCCUCGUCGCGUUCCAGGCGAUGGCAUCAGUCGCGACAACCGCAGUCUACAUUGCCUAUGCGCUUCCAAUCCUGUUCCGUGUGACACUGGCGUACAAGAGCUUCGUGCCAGGCCCAUUCAACCUUGGCCGGUACAGUGUGCUUGUGGGCUGGAUCGCCGUCCUGUGGGUGGCAACCAUCACCGUGCUCUUCUCGUUGCCGGUCUCAUACCCGGUGACCAAGGAUACCCUCAACUACACUCCGGUCGCAGUCGGUGGACUGUUCACCCUCAUUUUGUGGUCGUGGAUCGUCAGGGCACGACACUGGUUCAAGGGACCCAUCGCAAAUUUGGGAGCAUAGGGUGUUGUGGAGUUCUUGUGAUGUGAUUUCAGUUUGAAAUGCUGAGGCGGUUUCAGGUGGUCUAGUUAUUGCUGUCAGUUAUAGGAUGAUUUUUUUUUUUGAAAAUAGGAUGAGACGUUAAGGAGUCCUGAAAAUGUAACACUAAUGGGGCCUUCAGAUUUGAAUGAUAACAAGCAGGAAAGGUGAAAACUGUGUUAGUUAUUCUUCUGUGAUA